UAACCCCCAAAUCACAAGUAUGCGUAAAAGUUUUGCCGACGCAGUGAAAACGUGAAAACGAUGAAAUUCAACGUGAUACAUAUACUAUGAGACUGGGAAAUGACGAAAACUAAAAAUAAACAAGAGAAUAAGGUCGCCGCGGGCCAUGCGCUCAGUCGGGCGCACGUUGUCGCCGGGCGAAGAAGCAAAAUGGAGAAGGAAAAAUUCCUUGCGCCGAACACCUUCUGGAAGUGCUACGACUACGCGCAGAAGUUGAUUUUCGACCCCAACUACGUGGCCACAGCGUGUUAUCUCAUCCUGCUCGCUGAAGUCGUGCUCAAUUAUAUUAUUGUCGAGAAUGUUGCGUACACCGAGAUUGAUUGGAAAGCUUAUAUGCAGGAGGUGGAAGGGUUUUUGAAUGGGACAUUGGACUAUGCUCAAAUUAAAGGUGACACCGGCCCGUGCGUCUACCCCGCCGGCUUCCUCUACGUCUACACCGCCUUCUACUACCUCACCUCCGCCGGCGCCAACAUCCGCCUCGCCCAAUACAUCUUCAUCGGCAUCUACGUAACACAAUCCUACCUCACCUACACCAUCACCAUCAAAACCUGCAAACUCCCCGGCUACGCGCUCAUCCUCAGCUUCCUCACCUCCUACCGCAUCCACUCCAUCUACGUCCUGCGCCUCUUCAACGACCCCAUCGCCGUUCUGUUCUUCUGGGCCGCACUCAACGCCUUCAUCAGCGACCGCUGGAAAACCGGCAGUCUCUUAUUCUCACUCGCAGUAUCAAUCAAAAUGAACAUCCUGCUGUAUUCACCAUGUUUACUACUAGCAUACAUGGCGAAUCUCAACUGGAAACAAACAAUUAGUAAUCUAUUCAUCUGUGGCAUUGUACAACUGUUUCUAGGCUUACCAUUCUUACUGACACAUCCAUGGAGUUACCUCAAAGCGAGUUUUGACCUUGGACGAGUCUUCCAACACCAAUGGACGGUGAAUUAUCGAUUUCUCGACGAGGAAAUCUUCACAGAUAUGAGAUUUCAUAUAGGUUUACUUGUUUUACACAUAACUUUACUGGGGAUAUUCACUCCGUUGAUCUGGAAGUAUUUCAAAGCGUAUAAUACCUUAAAGAAAACAUUAUCAGACAUGAAACAGCAGGUACCUGAACGUAACAAUGAGAAAAAACGUGUUAAACAUACCAAAACACCUCAAAAACCCAUUGAGGAAGAUGCUCCACUCACACAAGAACAACAAGACUUCCUAAACUCAUUCGAGAAGCAGAUAAAGGUGGAGAAACCUAAUAAACCACCUGGAAACACCAAGAAAACAAAUAAAUCCCUGCAGCAUAAACAAAGCAAGGUGAAGAAUGCAAAUGCAAAGUUGCAUGUUGAGAAGGUGAAUCAAGAUCCCCCGGAGCCGAAGUAUGAGAUUAAUUUCAGUAAAGUGACGCAGUUGUUUGUGUUGCCGUUCUUUGUCACUAAUCUCAUUGGGAUUGCGUGUGCGAGGAGUCUGCAUUAUCAGUUCUACUCGUGGUAUUUUCAUUCGUUGUUGUAUUUGGCGUUUAGUACGCCGUUUAGUAAACCGAUGGCGCUGUUGUUGCUGGGGUUGUUGGAGUCGUCGUGGAAUAUUUAUCCCAGUACGGAGUGGAGUAGUGCGACGCUGCAUGUGGUUCAUGCGGGGUUGUUGUAUGGUUUGUAUAAGACUAUGCGGGGAUGAAUUGUAAAGAGAGCAGAUUAUUAAAAGAAAAUUGUUAUAUAUAAA
This is a messenger RNA of Dalotia coriaria, 1737 nucleotides long. It is a transcript of the gene Alg3, whose product is annotated as Alg3, alpha-1,3- mannosyltransferase. The record is from RefSeq and is a predicted model, not a curated record. Gene Ontology annotation, cellular component: endoplasmic reticulum. NCBI's taxonomy places the organism in Eukaryota, Metazoa, Arthropoda, Insecta, Coleoptera, Staphylinidae. Gene Ontology annotation, molecular function: dol-P-Man:Man(5)GlcNAc(2)-PP-Dol alpha-1,3-mannosyltransferase activity.